Messenger RNA from Passer domesticus (house sparrow), 2306 nucleotides. RefSeq lists its product as uncharacterized. The record is from RefSeq and is a predicted model, not a curated record. Gene Ontology annotation, biological process: G protein-coupled receptor signaling pathway. Lineage: Eukaryota; Metazoa; Chordata; Aves; Passeriformes; Passeridae. Gene Ontology annotation, cellular component: membrane. Gene Ontology annotation, molecular function: G protein-coupled receptor activity.
AUGGAGCUGAGCACCGUGUCCCCAUCUCCUGUCUCACCCACUGAAGGGGACCAUCUGUGUGAGACAGAUGUCACCACUGUGGCCACACACAGUGUGACACUGCUCAUCUGCCUCUGUGGGCUGGCUGGGAACGGGGCUGUCAUCGGCCUCCUCGGCCUGAAGGGUGCUAAAUUUGUCAUCCAAAACCUGGCUGUCAUUGACUUCCUCAUCCUUCUCCUCACAUUCCCAUCCGCCCUCCUCUUCCUGGUGGAGGAUGUGUCCUGCUCUCCCAUCCUGCCCCUGGUGUACCUGCGUUUCCUUUUCCGACUGUCAGUGUUCUCCUGCUACUGGGGGCCGUUCUGGGUGACAUCUGACAGCAUUGCGGUGGGUAUCGAAAAGCUCUUGGAGCUCUGCUACCGCCGUGACCUUCCUGAGGAACUGUAUUUGCUGCUGAUGAGUGUCCAGUUUUGGGCUUUCUCUGCUCUCCUCAGUGAGGCUCCCACAGUGACAUUCCUGUGCCCAGCCAACGAGCAGGAGCACUGCCGGGCAGCCCUCAUUGCUGUGUGGGCCAUCAUCCUGCUCCUCUUUGUUGUACCCAUGACUGUGCUGCAGCAUGUCCAUCUUCAGAGCCAUCAGAAACUGGAUCUGUCGGACAUGGUGGAAGCUUCCAGCAGCUUCCAACAGGAACCCAGAACAGAAGGAGAUGAUGUGUGUGAGGCAGAUGUCACCCCCGUCGCCAUACACAGUGUGACACUGCUCAUCUGCCUCUGUGGGCUGGCUGGGAACGGGGCUGUCAUCGGCCUCCUCAGCAUCGGCUUCACCACCAACUUCAUCUUCAACCUGGCUGUCGCUGUCUUCCUCUUCCUCCUCCUCAUGCUCACAUGCACACUGCUCCUCCUUGUAGAGGAUGUGGUCUGCUCUGCUCUUGUGCCCCUGGGGUCCUUGAGCUUCCUUUUCCGGCUGUCGCUCUUGUGCUCCAGCGUGGGGCCGUACCGUGUGCUGUUCAUGAACAUCACAGGAGCCGCAGAACCUGAUGGGCAGAGCUUCAACCCGGGAGCCGCUUUAGGACAUGGAUCCCAAAGGAGCAAGAGGGACCAGGAAGCGCCGCUGAUCUGCACAGACCUUUGCCUGCUGCUGCCCCACAGGGAACAGGGAGCUGCUGAGGAGCCACAUGGUCCAUCCCUGGAUUCUCCAAGCACUGACUGCCCAUCCACUCUGACCGCAGCCAGGAGCCACAUCCCACUGCCUGCCCAGCAUCCAUCCAUGGAGGUGAGCACCGUGUCCCCAUCUCCCAGCUCACCCGCGGGAGGAGACGAUCUCUGUGAGAGCGAUGUCACUGAUGUGGUCAUACACAGUGUGACACUGCUCAUCAGCCUCUGUGGGCUGGCUGGGAAUGGGGCUGUCAUUGGCCUCCUCAGCCUGAAAAUCUGUAACACUCGGGUUUUUGACCUGGCUGUCAUUGACUUCCUCUUCCUCCUCUUUGUGAUCCCCUCCGCCCUGCUCUUCCUGGUGGAGGACGUGUCCUGCUCUCCUAUCCUGCCCCUGCUCUAUGUGAGUUUCCUUUUCCAGAUGUCAGUGGUCCCUUGCUACUGGGGGCUGUUCCGGCUGAUGCGCAGCAGGAAUGUGCGGUAUAUGGACAAGCUCUGCAAACUCUGCUGCCACUGGGACCUUCCCAAGCGCCUCUUUUGGGUAGUGGACAGUGUCCAAUACUGGGCCUUCUUUGCUCUCUUCACUGUCAUCCCCACGGUGACAUUCCUGUGCCCAUCACACGAGCAGGAGCACUGCCGGGCAGCUUUCAUAUCCUUGUACACCAUCAUCCUGCUCCUCGUUCCUGCACCCAUGUUCAUUUCUUACACAAUCGAUUUCAUCAAGCUCAAGUGGGGUUCCCAGCAGCAGCAACCCAAGAGACGCGACAUUGUUAUCUUCAUCAUUGUGCUCUUCACUCUCCUUCUCAGCCUCUGCAUUUUCCUGCAGCAGCUCGGUUACGUGGUUGUGCAGUCCCAGGUGGUUUUCCUGCUCACCUGCACCAACAGCAGCAUCAAACCCUUCAUCUACUUCUUGGCAGGGAGGUGCAGGGGGCCCUGUUCUAUGGGGUCCCUCCAGCUCACCCUCCACAGGGUCUUUGAGGAGCAUAACGAAAAUAUAGCCUGCAGAAAUGUUCUUGCCAAGGACACAGCCGUCUGAGCCUGUUUUUCCCUUCCUCUGCUCAGUUGAAGGACCCCAGGAGAGUGGCUGAAGGUUUCCUUGAGUCUCCAGAUUAAUCAAUAUCCACAGGAUCACCCUCCCUGUGGUGGUGUAUUCCUGCUGGAGAACGGAGCACGGCCAUU